ACAAUAAGUUAAUAUAAUUGUAUAAUUAAUAUGGAGGAAACGCCCUUAUCACAUCAUAAACGUCUGGCGUAUUGUACAACACGGCUGCAAUAUAGGCAAGGACGCGAACUUAAAGCUGUGAAGGUUUAUACGGUUGCCAGUGAGUCGCGGCAUAUAUUAAUUUUUGGUGUGCCAAAAGUCAAUCUACACUCUGAAAUAAAGAAUAAACUGCAACAAUUCGGGAAACUGCGCUCCUUCAGCUGUGUUACCAGCGAAAUGGCAGGACGAAUUGAAUUGGAGGCCUUUACAGACGUCUAUGCGGCACAAUUUGAGCGUCUGGAGCACGCCCGUCGUGCGAAACGCCAACUGGAUGCAAAACAGUUUUUUGGAGGAAUUUUGCACAUUUCCUAUGCACCCGAAAGAGAGAAUUCCCAAGAGUUGCGGGAGAAGCUGCUGCAGAGGCGUAAAGAGAUCACCCAACGAUUGCAGCGCAAUCGAUCAGAACAAUCACAUUGAAAUUGUUUAAAUUAUAAUUUGUGG
Molecule: messenger RNA, 519 nt
Organism: Drosophila arizonae
Lineage: Eukaryota; Metazoa; Arthropoda; Insecta; Diptera; Drosophilidae
Product: RNA-binding protein 48
Cellular component (GO): nucleoplasm
Molecular function (GO): nucleic acid binding
Source: RefSeq, a predicted model, not a curated record